Messenger RNA from Acytostelium subglobosum LB1, 1287 nucleotides. RefSeq lists its product as hypothetical. The record is from RefSeq and is a predicted model, not a curated record. The transcript has 2 exons. Lineage: Eukaryota; Evosea; Eumycetozoa; Acytosteliales; Acytosteliaceae. Gene Ontology annotation, biological process: transmembrane transport. Bases 1 to 1287 code for a protein of 428 amino acids.
AUGUCUGUUGUUCGACAACAACAUGAUAAUGAUCUGCAUCAACAACAACAACAGCAGAUUCAACAACAACAACAACAACAACAACAUCAUGACAAUCAAUCAACAUUGAGGAGUGUUGCUUCAAGUCAAUCAUCACCAUCACCAUCAACAACACCUCCAUUGACAUUGGGAUCCGCAACAGUCGCAGCAACAGCAGCAGCAACAGUGGACUUAACAACAAUGCCUCACAUACAGUCACAACAACGCAUGAAGAGAGAGUCGAUACGAAUCACAUGGGAUGACUUGGAUCUAAAGAAGUACUAUGGUUAUAAUAUGAUGUUUGGCGCUACGAUCGAUGCAAUAAUGUAUCCUCUCGAUAUGAUGAGGACACGUAUGCAGGUGCAAGGCUCCUCCAUCGUCAACCAGACAUUCCCCGUCUACAACAGUACAUUCCAUGGCAUUAAGAACAUCUAUAGUAACGAGGGCAUACGUGGCUUCUACAAAGGAUUCUUCACAUCUGAGUUUGGUUACCUCUUCUCACGAGUGAUCUACUUUGGUUGCUACGAGAAGUCCAAGCAAUACCUCGCUCAGAAUGACUUUGGUCCUGCAUCAGCUUACAUAGCAGGAGGUCUGGCGGAACUAUCUGGAUCGGCUAUCUCUGUGCCAUUCGAUGUCACGACACAGAAGUGCCAGAUACAGGGACAUCUGGGCAAGACAUUGACCCCAUUCGAGAUAUUCAGACAAACGUAUAAUGACAGAGGUGUUAGAGGAUUGUAUCGAGGCUUUGGCAUCACGAUCAUGCGUAACGUGCCCUACUCGGCGGUGUGGUGGGGCGUCUACGAGACGACAAAAAUCAAGUUGGCCAAGCUGGACAUUCGAUCACGCCUCGGACUGCCGCCGCGUGUCACCCACGGAUUGCUCGUGUCGGACGAUGAGGAGCAGGACGGGCAUCACGUGGAAAAUGAAGACCCGUUCAUUCACAUGCUGGCAGGUUUGACAGCAGCCAUCAUCACCACCACUCUAUCCAAUCCGCUGGACGUCAUCAAAACACGUCUACAGACCAGUCCGGCACAUUAUCAAUUUGGAGGCAGCAGCACCAGUAGCAAUGGCAGCAAUAUCAGUGGAGCAGGCCCACUGCGGUCUUUAGUCAAUCGAUCACACUUCCUCACAGUAUUCUUUGAUACGAUUCAGAAGGAGGGUGCUUGGGCACUUUGGAAAGGCUUGACGCCAGCCCUUAUGACCUCUGCACCAUACGCCAUGUUCUCUAUCCUUGUAUACGAGCAUGUUAAGAAGCUAUCACUCAAAUAG